Aspergillus steynii IBT 23096 is the source of this 1002-nucleotide messenger RNA. RefSeq names its product nucleoside-diphosphate-sugar epimerase family protein. The transcript has a single exon. Bases 91 to 993 code for a protein of 300 amino acids. Lineage: Eukaryota; Fungi; Ascomycota; Eurotiomycetes; Eurotiales; Aspergillaceae. The record is from RefSeq and is a predicted model, not a curated record.
ACAUGAGUAUUUAACAGGCUUAUCCCACGCACUCCAGUCUACCCCUCCCCAGUUCCACUAUCUUCCUCAAAUAUCACAUCUAGUUCCAAAAUGAAAGCAAUCAUAGUCACCGGCGCCACCGGAAAACAAGGCAGCUCUGUAAUCCGCAACCUCAUCUCCAAAGACGCCCCAUUCGAAGUCCUCGCCGUCACUCGCGAUGUCAACUCCCCAUCCGCACAGCGCCUCGCCAAACUCUCCCCCAAAAUCAAGCUCAUCGAAGGCAACCUGGACCAACCGGUAGAUAUCUUCGAGAACGCGCGAACCGCCAGCGACCACCCACUCUGGGGCCUUUUCAGCGUCCAGGUCGCCAUCGGCAACACCAGCUCGGAAGAAACGCAGGGCAAAAACCUCAUCGACGAAGCGAUUCGCCAGAACGUCAAAUUCCUCGUCUACAGCUCCGUCGACCGCGGCGGCGACGCUGUCUCCUUUACCAACCCGACUAAAAUUCCGCACUUCGUGAAAAAACACAACAUCGAGCAUCACCUUGUCUCGGCGGCGAAGGACACCGAUACGGCGUGGUUCAUUCUCCGUCCGACUGCGUUCUACGAGAACCUUGUCCCCGGGUUCAUGGGCAAAGUAUUCACCACGGCGUGGAGCAUGACGCUCAAGGGGAAGCCGUUACAGUUGGUUGCGACGAGCGAUAUCGGGUAUCUCGCGGCGGAGGCGUUCGUGAAUCAUGAGAAGUAUCAGGGGACGGCGGUGUCGUUGGCGGGGGAUGAGUUGACGUACGAGGACAUGGCGAGAAUAUUUAAGGAGAAGACGGGGCAGAGUGUGCCGGGGACGUUUCGGGCUGUGUGUUCGGUGCUGAUGGCGGCGAUGAAGGACUUUGGGGUCAUGUUUCGCUGGUUCAGGGAUGAGGGCUAUCAAGCUGAUAUCGGCGAUUUGAGGGCGAAGUAUCCGGGGCUGAAGGAUUUUGGGACGUGGUUGGAGACGGAGAGUGAGUGGAAGAAAUGAUAGUCUUUG